Molecule: messenger RNA, 526 nt
Organism: Mizuhopecten yessoensis (Yesso scallop)
Lineage: Eukaryota; Metazoa; Mollusca; Bivalvia; Pectinida; Pectinidae
Product: 5'(3')-deoxyribonucleotidase, mitochondrial-like
Exons: 3
Coding region: 10-366 (118 amino acids)
Biological process (GO): pyrimidine deoxyribonucleotide catabolic process
Molecular function (GO): 5'-nucleotidase activity
Source: RefSeq, a predicted model, not a curated record
CUGUAGUGUAUGGUUUUACCUUCCAUAUUUAUGUUUUGUAGAGUCGAUGUAUUUCUGUGUAGCAGUCCAUUGUUUCAGUACCAGUAUUCAGCCAAGGAAAAGUUUGAGUGGGUGGAAAACCACUUAGGACCUAACUUCAUAGACAAGGUGAUCCUGACUCGGGACAAGACCAUCAUCAAUGGACACUUGCUGAUAGAUGACCGACUGGACAUCAAAGGUGCCUGUACGGAGCCGACAUGGGAACACAUUCUGAUGACUGCCUGUCAUAACAAACAUAUGAAGCGUGUAAAACAACAGCGACUGGACAACUGGACAGAUGGCUCUUGGCAAACACUCAUAGAAGAUCGCCUAAAAAGACUUUCCUAAUAGGUUUAAUAAUAUUUUUUAAAUAAACACUGUAAGUUUGCUGACUAUUACUUAAAACUGUUACAUAGAUUGCAUUCUUUCUGUACCUCUGUAACAUAGAGACAUUUCAGGUUCCUGUUCUAAUCAUAGGAGAUAAAUUCCUAAUAAACUGUCUAUUGUC